Molecule: messenger RNA, 1991 nt
Organism: Drosophila virilis
Lineage: Eukaryota; Metazoa; Arthropoda; Insecta; Diptera; Drosophilidae
Gene: Gdap2
Product: ganglioside induced differentiation associated protein 2
Source: RefSeq, a predicted model, not a curated record
UUUUAGUGUCGAACGUGAAUUCGUGACGAGCGUUGGGCAGAGAUAACGAGUUUACGCCAGUUAAUUUGCAACACACACACACACACAAAACACUAAAAGACACACACAUAAACACCAACAAUAAAAAAAAAGAGUGCACAGAGUGAAGUUAAGGCAAUAAAGCAACAAAAAGUGCGAAACAAACAAUAGAAAAAAAAACCAAAGGAAAUAAGCAUCGAGUGCUGGGAAGUGCGUAAAUUGUGAAACGAGUUGUAUCCAUUGAGAAAACGCAAUGCGUCUCGACACUAACUCAAAUGUGGACUUCAAAGCGUUCGACUCCAGUUCCAGUUCCAGCACCAGCCCGUGUCUCGUCAAAUUGGACAACCUGGCCACCUGGGGUGGCUCACAGAAGACGGAUACACGGCUGCCCCUAACGGACUAUUCAACGCUCGGCGGACCGCGGCACAAUUGCAGUCCCUUUCCCCUAUCCAAAGAUGUCAACAAUCGCCUGGUGAUUUGGGAUGGCGACAUGACCACACUGCAGGUGGAUGCCAUCACGAACAGCAGCGACGAAACCCUGACUGAAAGCAAUAGCAUAUCGGAGCGCAUUAUCGCCGUUGCCGGCAAUCAGCUCAAAGAGGAACUGAGCACAACUGUAAAGGAGUGCCGCAUUGGUGAUGUACGCGUAACGCGUGGAUACAAUCUGCCAGCCAAGUAUGUUCUGCACACUGUUGCACCCGCCUACAAGGAGAAGCUCAAGACGGCCGCCGAGAAUGCGCUGCACUGUUGCUACAGAAAUGUUCUCUGCAAAGCCAAGGAGCUGAAUCUGCGCACCAUCGCCGUGUGCAAUGUGAGUGGCAAUCAGAAGACCUUUCCAGCCGAUGUGGCCGCGCACAUUGCCCUGCGCACCAUACGCCGCUUUCUGGACAAGUUUACACAGCAGGUUGUGAUACUGUGCGUCAAUAGCAGUGAGCGUGGCACCUAUGAGGUGCUGGCGCCGCUCUACUUUCCACGCGAUCAGCUGGAGGAGCGCAGCGCGCUCUGGCAGCUGCCCAAGGAUACGGGCGGCGAGCUGGGCGAGCCACAGCAUCCGGAUCCGGAUCGACAGAUACGCAUCAUACGCAAUCCGCAGCACAGUCACAGUGUGCACAUGCGUCAUCGACAUGCUGACGACGAUUCUGACGUUAGUCCACACGAUAUGGAGGGCAACAGCUCGGAUCUGGAGUAUGGCGCCCGGGACAUGAAUGGCCUCAGCCUCAAUUCCUACAGCAGCGGGCUGCAGGCACAGCUACAGCGCGAUCUGGACAGGCAGCAUUUGCUGAGCGAUCGACCCAGAGCUGGCGUCUAUGAGAGUGUCGUUGCCGAGGGCAUUGAAGGCAUGGAGCAUCAAGAGAGAUAUGAACGCCUGCUGCAGCGCGCACAAGUUGAGGAUCUGAACGAGGUGUCUGGCAUCGGUUGUCUAUAUCAGAGCGGUGUGGAUCGUCUGGGACGACCCGUGAUUGUGUUCUGCGGCAAAUGGUUUCCAGCACACAAUCUUGACCUGGAGAAGGCCCUGUUGUAUCUGAUAAAGCUGCUCGAUCCGAUUGUCAAGGGCGACUAUGUCAUUGCCUACUUCCAUACACUCACAUCCACCAACAACUAUCCAUCGCUGCACUGGCUGCGUGAGGUCUACAGUGUCUUGCCAUAUAAAUACAAGAAGAAUCUGAAGGCCUUCUAUAUUGUGCAUCCGACAUUCUGGACUAAAAUGAUGACCUGGUGGUUCACCACAUUCAUGGCGCCCGCAAUUAAGGCCAAGGUGCACUCGCUGCCCGGCGUCGAGCACCUGUAUUCGGCCAUAACAAAGGAUCAGCUGGAAAUACCCGCCUAUAUAACCGAAUACGAUAUGGCGACCAACGGCCUGCAUUAUUUUAAUCCCGUGCCGACUGCCUCGUAGAUGGCGGCCAUUGUGGCUGUCUAGACAGCUCUAACCACCAGAAAUAUAUAGUUAUACAGGACAUAUAUACACUAAUACA